AUGGAGCUAUCAACGGAGAAAGCAUUCGAGACUGAACUCCCUCCUGGUACCGUCCGACUCCAAGAUGAAGACAAAGAAGCCACACUCCUCUGGCCUCGCCCCAGUUCUGAUCCCAACCAGCCCUUGAACUGGUCGAAAAAGCGGAAAGUGAUACAUAUGGUACUCCUCUGCAUUUACACCACGCUUGUGUUCGCCCUGCUGACUGUAACUCCUCCGCUAUGGGCAACCAUGACCGACGAGUUGGGUAUCUCAUUCGAAGAUCUCAACUAUGGAUAUGCCACAGGGUAUGCAGCAUUGACCGUAUUCGCCUUGGUCUUCGUUCCGCUUUCCAUCAUGUACGGCAGAAGACCGGUGUACUUGGCUACCAGUAUGAUCAUGCUGGCAGCUUCAAUCUGGAUGGGAAAGACCAGAACCACAUUGGAUGUGAUCGGCUCGGGCUUCCUCGUCGGAAUCGCAGGGUCGGUCAAUGAAGCACUCUUCAAUGUAACCAUAUGUGACCUCUUCUUCGUCCAUCAGCGCGGGACUAUCACUGGCCUCUAUUUGCUGGUCGUCACAAUAGGCACAUACCUCGCACCCGUGGCUUCAGGCUAUAUUGCUGUUUCUCAGGGCUGGCGCUGGGUCUUUACUUACUGCACCAUCUUCAUGUCAGCUACUGUGCUAGCUAUGGUCUUCUUCCUCGAGGAGACCAAAUGGGAAGAGCCGGCCUCACUGCUGAUGACAGAGGACAGAUCUGUUGCGAGGCAGGACGUCAGUCAUGCAACUGAGAAACACCUGGAUGGGAAGACGAGAGAUUACCAUCGAGCUGGUUCCAGCGAGACCAUCGCCCUAAAGACGUAUCGCCAACGACAUCCGUGGUAUACACCCUCUCGCGAUACUUCGACGCCGGCCAUCGUUCGGUUCAUGCGACACAUCUACCACCCCUUCUUGAUCUUGGUCACCUUUCCUGCAGCAAUGUUCUCUGCUCUUCAAUACGCCUGGUCUGAGUCCAUGCUGUCCUUUCUCGCGGUCAGCCAGGCGAAUCUGUACCCACUCCCACCUUACAACUUCUCUCCAAUCGGUGUUGGCAACAUGAACAUUGCGCCUGGCAUAGGUGCCAUCCUCGGAUCGAUCUUCGGCGGGCCCUUCUCGGACUAUCUUAUCAUCAGGAUUGCGAGACGCCGCGGUGGCAUCUAUGAGCCCGAGUAUCGCCUCUACCCAUUCCUCCUGCCCGGUGCUUGCAUGGUCGCUGGUGUUCUGACAUAUGGUCUCACGGUCGCGCAAGGUAUGCCGUGGAUCAUCAAUGCUUUCGGCUGUGGUCUUGUUGGAUUCGGCUUGGGCGCGUGUGCGGAUAUGGCACUCGUAUACGUGCAAGAUUCGUAUGAUGGAAUCAUUGGUCCAGCGCUGAUAGGAGUGGUGUUCGUGAGGAACGGGAUGGCGACGGUAAUGACAUUCGUCAUCCCGAUCUGGAUGGACAGCAUGGGCGUGUACAACAUGUUCCUGUUGUUAGGCAUACUGACGGCUUUGGUCAUGCUGACGUCCGUGCCGCUGCUGAUUUGGGGGAAGAGGUGGCGCAUCAAACUUGGCGAUAAGUAUAAGGAUUUGGCCAAGCAUGUAUGA
This is a messenger RNA of Cyphellophora attinorum, 1596 nucleotides long. Its product is annotated as putative MFS-type transporter. The record is from RefSeq and is a predicted model, not a curated record. The transcript has 4 exons. The coding region runs from base 1 to 1596 and encodes 531 amino acids. Lineage: Eukaryota; Fungi; Ascomycota; Eurotiomycetes; Chaetothyriales; Cyphellophoraceae. Gene Ontology annotation, molecular function: transmembrane transporter activity. Gene Ontology annotation, biological process: transmembrane transport.